UUCAAUCAACUUAGAAGAUGAAUUUUACUAUUUUAUUGUUUGUAUCACUGUUCUGUGGCCUGAUUUGGGCCCAGGAUGAUGUCAUUCCUCCAGAAACAGAAGAAAACACUGAAAUACAGUCAUGCUUUCCUGACAUGUGUAAUCUCCUGAAAGAGUUUGGUGCCAUGAGAGAAAAACUGGGAGUUAUGGAAACCAGGCUGAAGGACAGUGAAAACCAGAUUAUUGAACUGAAGAACAAAGAAAGAACCAUGGUAGUAUUCAGUGCAGGAACAGGUGGGAAUGGAGCCAUUGGACCCUUCAACACAGAAACAACUGUAAUCUACAGAACAGUGAAAACAAACAUCGGUAAUGCCUACAGUCCAUUCACUGGUAUCUUUGCUGCACCUGUUCCAGGCGUUUACUACUUUACAUUCUUUUAUCAUGCUGGAGGAGCCAACCCAGUGAGUCUAGCCCUCGUGAAGAAUGGCCAAGCUGUUGCGACAGCCUAUGACCACCGUACAUCGCAUGACGGGGCUGAUAACGGAGGCAAUGCAGUGUUCUUGCAGCUGCAGCAAGGGGACCAGGUUUUUGUACGCUUAGGUGCAAAUACAAAUAUUUGGGGAAACGAUGACAUUACCACCUUCAGCGGUUUUCUAGUCAGUGAGGUUUGAGAAACAUUGAAUAAUGAUUCAUUUGUCAUUACAGUUUUAAUUUUAAUUUAAAGGAGACCCAUUAUGCUUUUCCAUAUUUUAUGACUUAU
Micropterus dolomieu (smallmouth bass) is the source of this 739-nucleotide messenger RNA. RefSeq names its product complement C1q tumor necrosis factor-related protein 3-like. Lineage: Eukaryota; Metazoa; Chordata; Actinopteri; Centrarchiformes; Centrarchidae. The transcript has 3 exons. The record is from RefSeq and is a predicted model, not a curated record. Gene Ontology annotation, molecular function: protein binding. Bases 18 to 650 code for a protein of 210 amino acids.